AUGAUCUCCUCGCUGAGGAGAGUUAUCCCACGUUCUGUCCGGUCCUUGGCAUCCGUAUCUUCUAGCAAUGUGGGCCCUUUCACCGUGUUCGACCGGAAAGCAAAACAAUUACAACGCGACCGAGCUGUGGCAAAGGACGGUGGAAAGUCCAGUACUACCGUCGACUACGUGAGGGACGAAGUGGCUGACAGGCUUUUGGAGCGACUGGAGGACAUUAAAAGAAAGUUCACCACGAUCGUUGACCUAGGCUCCGGACCCGGUCAUUUCGCAAGAUUACUUGGUCCAGAGAAUGCAACAAAAUGCAUUAUGAUAGAAUCAAGUGGUAUAAUGUUUGACUUAUUUUAUGAAUACAGCGUAUUAACAGUACCAGAAAAGACACUCUAUCGCGAUCCAGACACGACUUUUGACGUUACUGUUGAAAGAAUUCACGCGGACGAGGAGGAACUCCUGCAAGUCGUAGAACCGAACAGUCAAGAAGCAAUUGUCUCAUGUCUGAGCUUACACUGGAUAAAUGACCUACCAGGCAUGCUUGUGCAAAUCAACAAGGCUUUGAGACCCGAUGGAUUAUUUCUUGGAGCGAUGUUCGGUGGUGAAACACUCUUCGAGCUUCGGACGUCCUUACAACUUGCUGAAGUGGAUCGUGAAGGAGGCAUUUCUCCUCAUGUCUCCCCCAUGACCGAUACUCGCGACGUGUCCAACCUCCUCGGACGCGCAGGGUUCACUCUCUUGACUGUCGACAUCGACGAAGUCAAAGUAGCUUAUCCAAGUAUGUGGGAGCUGAUCGAUGACCUUAGAGACAUGGGGGAGAGUAACGCUGUCAUUGGACGACGACAUUUCAUACACCGCGACACGUUGACGGCUGCCUCCGCUAUAUACAAAGAACUUCACGGAAACGAAGAUGGCACCGUUCCAGCUACGUUCCAAGUGAUCUUCAUGAUUGGAUGGAAGCCCGAUCCAUCCCAAGCGAAACCGGUAGAUAAGAAGUCAACUUUGCAGAAUGUGAUAUAAUAGAUGCUGCAACAGAGUUUGAGAUCCUUAGAAACGCGUGGCCGAGAGAAGACCAUGUGAUAUGCAGCGCCGUACUACACCAGCCUGAAGCAUAGUGCUACUUCGUAAACAGGCAAUGCGAAGACAACGUGUAAGUAUGUGUGGUAGGUUGCAAUAGUCUUCUGUCGACUGACUAUAAAGCCAUCUUCGUGGAGCUUUUCCCCUAAUCAUGACAUAUUAUCGAAGUGCGAACCGGUAAGCGACUUGCUCCAUAACUUCG
Molecule: messenger RNA, 1267 nt
Organism: Desarmillaria tabescens
Lineage: Eukaryota; Fungi; Basidiomycota; Agaricomycetes; Agaricales; Physalacriaceae
Product: S-adenosyl-L-methionine-dependent methyltransferase
Exons: 9
Coding region: 1-1008 (335 amino acids)
Biological process (GO): mitochondrial respiratory chain complex I assembly
Cellular component (GO): mitochondrion
Source: RefSeq, a predicted model, not a curated record